GUAAUUAAAAAGGUGAGUCAGGCUUCAAGUUUCAAUUUCUUGUGGAUUACCCAUACGAAAAACUAAUUAAAUAAAGCUAAGUAUAGUAGCUGUGGUAAGCCUUAUCAUUCCUCCUAAUGGCUGAUGUAGACACAAACAUCUUUAUUUAUACUGAAAAUACCUUGAUGCCAUUUAAUGCCAUGCAGUCUGUAAGAUAGAUUCUGAUGGUUUCAAAUUAUUAUUAUCACAAGAACAGGAUUUAAUCACACUGUCCAUCAGAAAACAAAAAUUGUGUUCUAUGUAGAAUGGAUUAUGAUGUUGAGUGCUAUAUUGCAUAUGGAACUCCACUUGAACCCUUAGAAGAAGAUGAAGCUCCUACAAAAAAACCUUCACAAGAUCAGAGAGUUACAGAUGAAGAAGGAAGAGUUCGUUUUCAUGGUGCUUUUACUGGAGGGUUUUCAGCAGGGUACUUUAACACUGUGGGUACCAAGGAUGGUUGGGCUCCUUCAUCUUUCACCUCAUCACGAGCUAAAAAAGCAGAGAGUAUUGAACAACAUCCUGAAGAUUUUAUGGAUGAUGAGGAUUUAGGAAAGUAUGGAAUAGCACCUAAACAUAUUCAAACAACUCAGAAUUUUGGAGUACCUUAUGUUAACCAGGAAAGAAAACAGACUUUCCCUGUGUCAACAGAAGGACCAAUACCUGGGGAUCCACCACUGAAAGAUUUGAUACUCCCUGUAAAUGAAUCUAUAGGUGUUCAUCUUUUGAGAAAAAUGGGUUGGAGACCUGGCCAAGGAAUUGGGCCAAGAGUAAAGAAGAGACAGAAGCAACAAAAUCCAGGUGUUAAGAUAUAUGGAUGUUCUCUACCACCUGCUGAAUCAGAAGAAGAAGAGGAUCCUUAUAGAGAAGACUUCACUUUUGCUCCACUUGAUUUGGACUUACAGCCAUACACACAAAAAGAUAAUCUUCAUGGUAUUGGAUACAAAGCAUUAAACAGAGUUCCUGUUUUAUCUUACCACAUAGACCUUCUCCAGCCCACUCCCACAGUUGAUGUAUUGAAUAAAGAAAAAAAGAAGCUAUCCAUUUCAGGACAGGCUUUUGGUGUUGGUGCCUUUGAAGAUGAAGAUGAAGAUAUCUAUGGAAAGGAUGACAUGUCUCAGUAUGAUUUUUUUCUUGGUGGGGAAGGAGAUAAAUAUGAUAGAAAAGCUAUUGGAAAGUUAGCCAGUCACUUAAGUGAGGCUCUUGAGGGAUUUCACAUGGCUUCAAAACCUGCCAUAAGAAAGAAAUAUUUUCCACCACCAAGUUUACCUUCAGAUUUCAAGCCUAUGCAUGUAUAUACUAAGAAGACUGAAGCUUCAUCUUUGAGCACCAGACGUUUUAACAGACAUGCACUUACAGCCAAUGACAGGGGAAUGAUUCUUGGAGAAAAACACUUACUUGAUACAGGUUCAGUUUUUGAUCUUAUAUCUGAAGAGGACAAAGAGAAAUUGAAUGACAUCAAAAAUUUUACCAAGAAAAAUGUUAAAGAAUCAUCAAGCUUAUUUUCAAAUUCUUUGGUAGCUAGUAAUACAAGCUCAAACUUCAAACCUUAUGCAAGUGACCCGGAAAAACAGCAGAGAUAUGAUAUGUACUUGGAUUUAGUGAAGCAGGGGAAAAAAGAGUCUCUGGAACAAUUUCAGCCAGCAUCUAUGACAGAAUGGGAGAAACAAGGUGAAAAGGAAGAAUUUCAGAGAGCAGUGAUGUUAUAUAGCUCAGUCACAGGGUCAUUAAAUUCCCGAUUUGUGUCAUCUGUUCACCAAGAAAAUAAUAAUGUGGAAGAACCUGUUGAUAGAGAGGCAACUAGUGACCAAGCUAAGGCUGCAGAGAUGAAGAUGUUUGGCAAUAUGACUAGAGAAAAGUGCGAGUGGCAUCCACAUCCUUUCCUGUGUAAAAGGUUCAACAUUCCAAACCCAUUUCCAGACUGUACCAUAGUGGGAUCAUCGAAAGUCAAACAUGAUAAAUUUUCAUUAUUUAAUAUUCUGGAGUCUCCAGCAAUGACUGAAGUCAGGGGUCACAAUUUAUCAAUGAAAGCAAUGAACGAAAACAAAACAAGUUUGAAAAAAAUACAUGAUGAAACACCAAGUACUUCAACUGCUCUGAAUGAAGUUAAACCCUGCUCUUCAAAUGUAGAAAUACAGGUGACUGAGAGAAAACAAGGACAGGGAAAAAAAAGAUGUCCCUCCAUUGAUCUAUUUAAGGCAAUCUUUCAAGAUUCUAGCUCAGAUGAUGUAAGCUCUUCAGAUAAGGAAGAGGAUACUUCUAGCACAACUGUUCGUAAAACGUCUGAGGUUAAGAUAAUUUCAACCACUGGUGAAAGAAGAGAUUUUGUGGUUGGACCAUUUGUCUCAGAAAAGUCGCUAAAAAGACUUCCACCUCCACCAACAGGUGUUUUUGCUAACUUAGAUCUAGAUUCUCUUUGCAGAAGACCAGAAAGAAUAGAGAAACUAGAGAGUUGUUCUGAUAAUAGGGAUGGUCAGAAGGAAACUGUUGUAAGAAUGCAAAUCGUAACUAAUGAUGAAAUGUCCAAAAAAGACAGGCAACUGCCAAAUAAUGGUCAUGAUAAAUCUUUGAAACUUGGACUUAAUAGGGAAGAAGUUUAUGGGCCAAAACUACCUCCAGAUAUGGAAAUGAUGAGCACACAAGAUAGUAUGAAGAAAAGAAAAAUGAGAAUGGAAUCAAAACAUAAGAGAGAAAAAUACAAGCAUAAAAAGAAGAAACACAAGGAAAAGCUAAAAAAGAAAUGCAAAAGAACCCAUUCUCUCAAACGUCCAAAAACAGGUUCAAAUAGAAAUGACAGUGAUACCAGCAGUGGAAAUUAUUCAUCUUCAGAACCAGAUUGACUCUUCAAAAUUUAUAUAAUUUCUUUUUUUUAAAACCUAAGGAUAUCUGAAAUGCAAUGAUAUUCAAAUUGUAGUGUUCAUUUGUGCAAUAAAUGAAUUGAAAGUAUAGUUUUGCUAUUGA
Molecule: messenger RNA, 2976 nt
Organism: Limulus polyphemus (Atlantic horseshoe crab)
Lineage: Eukaryota; Metazoa; Arthropoda; Merostomata; Xiphosura; Limulidae
Product: G patch domain-containing protein 1-like
Exons: 17
Coding region: 285-2855 (856 amino acids)
Biological process (GO): mRNA processing
Cellular component (GO): nucleus
Molecular function (GO): RNA binding
Source: RefSeq, a predicted model, not a curated record